GCUGAGGGAGUGCACUGCAGUCUACGCACAUCCGGGAGUUGGUCCUGGGGUCUUUUCCCCUAGUCGGUGUGUGGGUAGGGCAGGUGGGCUCUAGAGGUAUGCUAGCAGGUAUGCUCUAGAGGUGGAGAUCCGGAUGCACGUACUUGGACUGCAACGCUGUUGAGACCUGGCCGGCGCCAUCUCCUAGUGCAUAUGGGGAAACAGAUUUAGAGAGGCGCCCUCACUUGUUAUUGAUAAUGCCGGUGAGGAUCUGGGAAGAAGGCUGCUCUCAGGCCUCCCGCUUUGAUUCCUCUCGGAGCGGUUACAGGUGGACAGAGUUGCGUCUGGAGUCUGGCAGAGCCGAGUUCUCCCAGAGUUCUAUUUUUGAGGAUUGGCAGUUAGCAGGGUGGCAACUACAUCUGAGAACCAAGACACUGGAGAACCAAAGCCUGUGAUCCAUCCAACUCUACCCAGCUAGGGCCAGGGACCACUCUCAGCAUCUACCUCUACAGCUGAUAUCACAAGGGAGACUUGGGAACUUGGGAACACUUGGGAACUUUCUCCAAGACAUGGCACUUUGGGGUCAAAGUCUGUGGGUCCUCCUCUCUGGUCCCAGGGGGAAGAGGGGAGCCAUCUGGAGCUGGGCCUUAAGCUCAUGUUCCUCUCUGAUUGGGCUGGUGAGUGCCACAGGGCUGGUCAGCCACUGGACAGAGGUAUUUAAGAAAAGAGGUAUCCCAGAGGCCCGGGAAUCCAGUGAAUACAUCGUGGCUCAUGUCCUUGGAUCCAAAACAUUUCAGAGCCUGAAACCAGUACUUUGGACCCAGCCAUUGACCCCCAAACAACUACAGUACAUCCAGGAACUAUGUAGCCGUCGACUACAGCGGAUGCCAGUGCAAUACAUCCUUGGGGAGUGGGACUUUCGGGGACUCAGUCUGAAGAUGGUACCCCCAGUGUUUAUUCCUCGGCCAGAGACAGAGGAACUGGUUGAAUGGGUUCUAGAGGAAGUGGCUCAGAGGUCCUAUGCAGUUGGAGCCCAAGAUGGUCCCCUCAUUCUGGAUGUGGGCUGUGGAUCAGGAGCCAUUGCCCUCAGCCUGCUGAGCCAGCUCCCUAAGAGUCAAGUCAUUGCUGUGGAUAAAGAGGAAGCUGCUAUUAGUCUGACCCAUGAGAAUGCUCAGAGGCUUCAGUUGCAGGACAGGAUUCGAAUCAUCCCCCUUGAUGUGACCUUAGAGGGCAGCUGGGCACACCUUCUGCCCUGGGGCCCUGUGGACUGGAUGGUCAGCAACCCUCCCUACAUCUUCCACAAGGAUAUGGAGCAACUGGCCCCAGAGAUCCUCAGCUAUGAAGACCCAGUGGCCCUGGAUGGUGGGAAGGAGGGCAUGGACAUCAUUGCUCAUAUCCUGACCCUGGCACCCAAGCUCUUGAAUGCCUCUGGAAGCAUCUUCUUGGAAGUGGACCCAAGGCACCCAGAGCUUGUCAGAAGUUGGCUUCAGAGCCAGCCUAACCUGCACCUCAAUCUCGUGGCUGUACGUAGAGAUUUCUGUGGCAGGCCUCGGUUCCUGCACAUCCAGAAGUCUUCACCAUAGUAUGGCUGCCCUGUGAACACCUGGCCAGGACCUUAGCUUGUAUGGGUGCCUGGAUGGCUCUUCAUGGAUUACUGCUCAGAGGGAGGUAUAUGGUGCUUUCCAGAACCCCAGGCAUGCAUUGUGGUAGUUUUGUGAUUCACUAUGACAGAUAUUUGGAGAUUUGGAGACAAGGAUGAAGUGUUCUUCCUGGGGCAUCAAAGAACAGAGGUGUCCAGUUUGGUUCAGAAGCUGCGUUCUAGUUCAACCCAUCCUAUCAGUGUAGCAAGUUGCUUGGUGUUCCUCUUGGUGAAAUUGCUGUGAAGAUGUUGGAAAAUGUGGCCAGUGAAAUAUUGAAAGAACAAUAAAUGGUGACCUGAUGUUUUUGUUUUCA
Molecule: messenger RNA, 1932 nt
Organism: Nannospalax galili (Upper Galilee mountains blind mole rat)
Lineage: Eukaryota; Metazoa; Chordata; Mammalia; Rodentia; Spalacidae
Gene: Hemk1
Product: HemK methyltransferase family member 1
Exons: 11
Coding region: 549-1562 (337 amino acids)
Biological process (GO): protein methylation
Cellular component (GO): mitochondrion
Molecular function (GO): nucleic acid binding; protein methyltransferase activity
Source: RefSeq, a predicted model, not a curated record